CUGCACAGGGGGAAUAGGCCAGAUGGUCAAUGUUAGCGCCACACGAGCUGAGUACCUGGCCCAGUGUGCCCCCCUCACCUUGUUCCUACUAUAGUCAAUGGCAAAACUCCAAUUGGUUUCACUGUGAAUCCGCAUAAGGCACAGGAACAUGAAUGCCAAGUCGAUCAUGUGGUUGGGCUGAUGCUAUCGGUAGUUCUGGGGCCAGUUGCUGUUCGGACUCUCUUUUAAAAGCUUCAGCACUCCUCAACUAGGAGAGAGAGUCUCUCUUCUGCUGUAGCUUACUUCCUUUGAGUAAAGCAGAGCUAGCUGCUGUUGUCAAAAGCACUCAAAUGAGCAUGUGGGAAAAUGGAAGCUCGUGGUAGAUCGCUUCUUUGAAAGGGUGACCUGCGCCAGGUGACAGAUUGGAGUUGGGCCUCUCUUUGCUGUAAAAGAAGCCUCUUUCCUGUUUGUUUUUCCUUUAGAAAUAUCAGCGCACCUGAAUCGCUCCAGUCACUGCAAUGAAUGGCCAGACUAUCCCAGCAAGCACUCCCGGGCGUUCCCAGGGCUGGAAUGAGUUCUGCGAGCUGCACGCCAUCACCACGGCCAAGGAGCUCGCCAAGAAGUACCUGCUGUUUGCCACCGAGAACCCCCACCAUGACCUCCUGGCAGCUGAGAACUUCUCGGUGCAGUUCACAGCCCUCUUCCAGCAGUACUUCUGCAACGAGGUGAAGGAAGGCUUAGCCAUGAACCAGUUCAGGGUCCUGCCCUUCAGCAGGGUUCGGGACUAUAGGGAGACCAGCAAGAGGCACGCGGACGCCUCUUCGGGGCCGGUCGCGGCCAAGGUGGAGGCGGAGCUGACUGCCCACUCUGAGGCCGACAGAGCUGCUGACCCUAACCCCCGGGGCCUGCCCAAGUCAUGGAGCUCCGAGGAGCUGAUGGGGGCAGCCUCCCCUCUGGCCGCCAGGAGACACUUCUCCCUCACCCAGCUGCGGAGGAGCUGGCGCAAGUUCUUGCGCCGGAGAUCCUCCGAGGCCAUCCCAGGAGAGGGGGAGAUGCCAGAGCCUGCUCUCAAGCCUGGGCUGGCCAAAAAGAUCCUGCCGUGGACCCUGUCCCGAGAUCAGGCUCACGAGGUGUGCAAGGAGGGUCUCUUAAAAUACGGCAUGGUAGAUGAAACCACCAUGGACAGUGGGACACGCUGGCAGCGGUGCCGAUUGGUUCUACGGAAGGCAGGGACGUCAGACAAUGAAGAAUAUGUCUUGGAGCUGUUUGCUCCCCCCAAGUGCUCCAAACCCAAGCUGCUCACGACCUGCUCCGCUGUCCAAGAGAUCCGGAGAUGCACCCGCCUCGAGAUGCCAGACAACCUGAACACCUUUGUACUCAAGGUGAAUAACUGCACAGACGUUGUAUUCGAGGCUGGGGACGAGCAGCAGCUGAGUUCCUGGACAGCCGAAAUCAAAGAAUGUAUGACCCGAGGGUCCGGGGGAGCCGAUGUAGAGCUGCUCUCAGGCCUGCACUCUGACACCGUGGCAUCCAGCCCUGCCACUGGCAGCACCGACUCCCUUACCCAAGGCGCUAUGCACUGUGGGCAGCCGGAGCCAUCCUGCCAGAAAACCGACCAGUUCCUCUCGUCCUACCCCUGGUUCCAUGGCCCCAUUUCGCGCGUCAAAGCCGCCCAGCUCGUGCAGCUGCGGGGGCUGGAUGGCCACGGGGUUUUCCUUGUUCGACAGAGCGAAACCCGCAGGGGCGAAUACGUCCUCACCUUCAAUUUCCAAGGAAGAGCGAAGCACCUGCGGCUCUCGCUGACCGACCGGGGGCAGUGCCGGGUGCAGCACCUGCGCUUCCCCUCCAUCCUGGACAUGCUGCACCACUUCCAGCGGUGCCCCAUCCCCCUGGAGUGUGGCGCGGCCUGCGACGUCAAGCUCUCCAGCUACGUGGUGGUCAUCCCGUCGUCCCAAGGUUUGGGCUCAAGCAACACCAUCUUGUUCCCGUUCUCCAUCCCUAAUUGGAGCUCCGAACUCAACUUUACCCCCCUCAGUCCCUCCAGCUGCCCCCGGCUACACAUGACAGAUGACAUUCACCACAGUUCUCAGCCAGAACAGAUCUUCCACCUGGUGCCCUCUCCAGAAGAACUGGCCAACAGCCUCCGAGACAGCAAUGUGGCCGGCGCGCACUCCAGCCGGCAGCGGGACUCUGACUACGAGCUGGAUUCCCCGGGGAGGGGCCACAUUCGGGCUAUUGACAAUCAAUACACACCACUCUGACAAGAUGGGGGGGAGGGGUGCAAACCACGCACUUUGGCUUGGAGCCCUGUUAGAGAACUUCUGCUAUAGAUUUUGGGAAGCCUAUGAAAAGAAUGUAAUUUGGGAUUUAUUUUUUUUUGGUAAGGGAGGCAAUAAGAUAUAUAAACUGUUCACUCCAGUAUGGGUGUGAUCCCUCUAUUAGGCCUGUUAAAGGGCCCGUUUUACAUAUUAAAGCUUUCUUAUGACUGUUUACACAUGUCGUUCCUGUUAACAUGCCAGGCUCUCUGCCCUGUAGGCUAAUAUCUGCACUUAGUCAUUGGUACAGAGACUAUGUUACAGGUGCUUUUGGUCUUCACUGCCCUUUUUCACAUGAUGGAGCCCAGAAAAGAAACCAGAAGGGUCCAUUACAGCCACAUAAUUGGACAAAAAUGGAUUUGAAGUUCUUUGUGACAAGUUACCGAUCUGGGCUGUGCAUAAACAAAGAAAAGUCACUUCCUGAUGGCCAAGGAAUGUGCUGCAGUUGCGUAAGUCAUAGUUCCAUAUUUCUAACAGAGCAGUAGCCUUAUCGCUAACCUAAGAGUUCGUUCAUUACUUUUAGAUAUGGAGAGUACGGGCUUUAACUUAAAUCACGUUAGCAUUUUAAAAAAAAACAAACAAUGGAGCCAUUGAAGUCACUGCUACAGCCAUGGGCAAAGGAAAUGCUUUCAUCUAUUAGUCACGAUUAAAAAGUGAACACUAACUUCCUCCUAUUAAUAUAGGCUUAACGUAACUGAUCAGCGGACAAAAGAGAAGACUGACAUCUUGUCAUAGCCUUGAAGUAAAACUUCCUUUCUGCUGUGGAAAUCUUUUAAGCACAAGUCUAGAGUUCAGCAAAAGUUUUUUUCCAAAUAUGUUACCUCAGGUUGGUUCUUCAAAGCAGGAGGGGUGUUGAUAACCAGCCACUGUUGCUUGCAUUUAAAAAAAACAACUCUUUAAAUACUAGAGCAUAUUUUGAUAAGUAAAGCUAUGCAAAUAUGACUCCCCUGUGUGUCAUGGUUUUCCAGCCAGAUUGGGUGCAACCUUUUCUCCCCAAUAUUCCCCUCGCCUGUAGGUCUCAGGAAAAUCACUUUGACUGUUGGGUUUUUGACAACGCUUUUGCUAUUUAUGGAGAAGCAACGUGAGCCCCUUCGGUGGAACAAAGGGGGAGGGUGCACUAAUGACCCUUCUUCUCGUACCUUAUUGUGACUAGGGUUAGACUUUGGCAUUUCCUCAGUUAGAAUUACCAUUACAGGAGGAGAUGUGAUAUAUUUGCCUUUAUGCUGCUUUACUGAGACGGGUCUGUGCAGAACUGUGUGGUAGGAGUUAAGAUUUAUAGAGUCACAAGCAGUAAAUAGAUUAUUUCACUAACCCCUAUAGAACAGGGAAAAGUUUGUCAGCUGUCUUCUCCCCUUUCCCUCCCCCCCUCCGGAGGGUCUGACACUUAGUAUGGACAAGAUGCCUUCGUGCCCAUUCGCGAUCAGACAGGCCAUCUCCUUCCCAUAAUAUCAGCUUCUAGAAUUCCAACCAAGUUACAUUCAUAUACUUUGAUGUCACGCCCCGUAAUAGUUUAUGGUACACAGAGGCAAUUUGUUCUUCUCACAAUUAGUUCAAGAUUAAAGUGAGGUGGUUUUUUUUAAAGCUCCUAAAUAACUUGAGCUCAGGUCUAUCUGCAAGUCAACAGAAAUUUGUGCCCUUAAUUCACUUCGAUGCAUUUGAAAAUUCAACCUUUAACCCACAACCUGUGUGUUUGUAAUUAAGAAUUUUUGUACCUUCUAGUUUAUUAGUAAAAUCGUCAGUAGACCCAACCUCUUUUCAAGGUAAAGCAUUUCAGUUAUGCCAGAGUUGAGCCACACCAGAAGGGGCUCUAUGGUAGAAGAGACUCUCUGGAAUGUGGCCUAAGGGAGCAAUGC
This is a messenger RNA of Emys orbicularis (European pond turtle), 4147 nucleotides long. It is a transcript of the gene SH2B3, whose product is annotated as SH2B adaptor protein 3. The coding region runs from base 498 to 2240 and encodes 580 amino acids. Lineage: Eukaryota; Metazoa; Chordata; Testudines; Emydidae. Gene Ontology annotation, cellular component: plasma membrane. Gene Ontology annotation, molecular function: transmembrane receptor protein tyrosine kinase adaptor activity. The transcript is spliced from 8 exons. The record is from RefSeq and is a predicted model, not a curated record. Gene Ontology annotation, biological process: intracellular signal transduction.